Molecule: messenger RNA, 501 nt
Organism: Electrophorus electricus (electric eel)
Lineage: Eukaryota; Metazoa; Chordata; Actinopteri; Gymnotiformes; Gymnotidae
Gene: ttr
Product: transthyretin (prealbumin, amyloidosis type I)
Biological process (GO): purine nucleobase metabolic process
Source: RefSeq, a predicted model, not a curated record
AUGGCCAAAGCCAUGAUUUUUUCCCUUCUUGCCUCCUUGUUGCUCUUCUGUCAGGCUGCCCCAGUGAAUCUUCAUGGUGGUUCGGAUACACAUUGCCCCCUGACAGUGAAGAUGUUGGAUGCAGUGAAAGGCAUACCUAUAGGAGGCGUGGCACUCCAGGUCUUUCGCCAAGGUGCUGACGGGACAUGGGGAAAGGUUGCCCAUGGGAAUACAGAUACAGCAGGUGAGGUUCAUGAGCUUAUCACAGACCAGGACUUUAUACCUGGCAUAUACCGCGUGGUGUUUGACACCAAGGCCUACUGGAAGGCCGAAGGUCGCACACCUUUCUACGAGUUUGCUGAUGUGGUGUUCGAGGCACACGCCGAAGAACAUCGCCACUACACCCUUGCCCUGCUCAUCAGCCCCUUCUCCCACACCAUGACAGCUGUAGUGUCCAAAGUGCAUGACUAAAGACACAAAUGUCUCACAGGUAGUCAAAUAAAAACACACCACCAAAAGAUC